CACUGUUGCCAAUCAAAUGAUUAAAAGUUAUUUUUUCUCGUUGGCCAUACCAUUAUCAUUCUCAUCAUCAUAUAAUUAUCAUCAUUAAAUAGAUAGAGAUUCAGUGACUACUUCUACGAUUUGGAUCUUUUUCUCUAACAAAAUUUGGACGAUAUCAUCACCAUCAUCAAUCUAUAGUAACGCCAACUACUCUAUACAACAACGGCAAAAAAAAAAACAAGUUGAUUGUAAUCAAUAUCGUUGUACCAUUUUAGUCUAACGACAAACUGACUUAGUCAUUAUUAUUGAUAUUUAUUGAUAUCAUUGUUGAAAAGUUGAGUUAUCCAUUCAUCCAUUCCGUUUAUAUUCAAAAAAAUUAAAAUCGUCCAAAAAUGGUUCACAAAGUUACUGAUAAGGAUGAUAUGAAAAAACAAUUGAAAGAUGCUGGCGAUAAAUUGGUUGUCGUCGAUUUUUAUGCCACUUGGUGUGGUCCAUGUCGCCUUAUUGCACCUGUAUUGGAAAAAUUGGCUGAAGAAAAUAAAGAAAAAUUGGUCGUCUUGAAGGUCGAUGUCGAUGAAAAUGAAGAAUUGACCAGUGAAUAUGGUAUAACAUCGAUGCCUACAUUUGUAUUGAUUAAGAAUGAACAAAAGGUUCAUUCAUUUUCUGGUGCCAGUGAACCAAAAUUGCGUGAAGCCAUUCAACAAUACAGUUAAACAUAUAUCAUAAUAUAUCGGCAUGGAAGAUAAUAAUAAUAUUAUAAACGCCAUCACACACACACACACACACACACACACCUAUCUUUCCAUUCAAUUGUCAAUUACACCCGCUAAAAUACAAUGAAUUGAUGAUCAAUCAAUUUUCUCAUUUUAUUAUUACAUGCAGAAAAUUUCCAAAUUUUUUUUUCUCUUACUGUUUGCUCGUCUAAUUAAAAAAAAACAUUUCAAUUCAUUCACACAUAGUUUAGUGAUGAAUAAUAUAUAUGACAAUCUAUGAUUUUAGGGCCAAACAAUUUUGUUUUGUUUUUAUUUUCACUUUUUUCUAGGUUCGUAUGACGAGCAAUAGAGCUUCCGGUUUUGUUUACACACACACACACACACACACAAUAUACCAAACCAAACACUUCCAUUUAAAUCUUUUUCUUUCUUUUUAUUGGUAUGAAUCGAUACACGUUCAAGGUCAAUAAAUAAUGAAAAAAAAAAUUCAUUUGUUUUUUCUCAA
This is a messenger RNA of Dermatophagoides farinae (American house dust mite), 1197 nucleotides long. It is a transcript of the gene Trx2, whose product is annotated as Thioredoxin 2. The record is from RefSeq and is a predicted model, not a curated record. Gene Ontology annotation, molecular function: protein-disulfide reductase activity. NCBI's taxonomy places the organism in Eukaryota, Metazoa, Arthropoda, Arachnida, Sarcoptiformes, Pyroglyphidae.